GUGCAGGCGGGAGCCAGCGUGCAGAGCAGCGGCCGGUCCCGCUCCCGCCUCGGAGCCCCUGGCCCGGGGGAGGGGGAGAGGCCGCUACCCGGUUUAUGUCUUUUUCUGACUCCAGUGCAACCUUCCUGCUGAACGAGGGUUCAGCUGACUCCUAUACCAGCCGUCCAUCUCUGGAUUCGGACGUCUCCCUGGAGGAGGACCGGGAGAGUGCCCGGCGCGAGGUGGAGAGCCAGGCUCAGCAGCAGCUGGAAAGGGCCAAGCACAAACCGGUGGCGUUUGCUGUGAGGACCAAUGUCAGCUACUGCGGCGUGCUGGACGAGGAGUGCCCAGUCCAGGGCUCAGGAAUCAACUUUGAGGCCAAAGACUUUCUGCAUAUUAAAGAGAAGUACAGCAAUGACUGGUGGAUCGGGCGGUUAGUCAAAGAGGGCGGGGACAUUGCCUUCAUCCCCAGCCCCCAGCGCCUGGAGAGCAUCCGGCUGAAACAGGAGCAGAAAGCCAGGAGAUCUGGAAACCCUUCUAGCCUGAGUGACAUUGGCAACCGACGCUCCCCUCCUCCAUCUCUAGGUAGCCGCCCCCCACCCCACCUGUCUUGGGCGGAACACGUUCCCCCGUAUGAUGUGGUGCCCUCCAUGCGGCCUGUGGUGCUGGUGGGGCCCUCCCUGAAAGGCUACGAGGUCACAGACAUGAUGCAAAAGGCCCUCUUCGACUUCCUCAAACAUAGGUUCGAUGGCAGGAUCUCCAUCACCCGUGUCACCGCCGACCUCUCCCUGGCCAAGCGAUCCGUGCUCAACAAUCCUGGCAAGAGGACCAUCAUUGAGCGCUCCUCUGCCCGCUCCAGCAUUGCCGAAGUACAGAGUGAAAUUGAGCGCAUUUUCGAGCUGGCCAAAUCCCUGCAGCUAGUGGUGCUGGAUGCCGACACCAUCAACCACCCUGCACAGCUGGCCAAGACCUCGCUGGCUCCCAUCAUCGUCUUUGUCAAAGUCUCUUCACCGAAGGUCCUCCAACGUCUCAUCCGCUCCCGGGGAAAGUCACAGAUGAAGCACCUGACGGUACAAAUGAUGGCGUAUGACAAGCUGGUGCAGUGUCCACCAGAGUCAUUUGAUGUGAUCCUGGAUGAGAACCAGCUGGAAGAUGCCUGCGAACACUUGGCCGAGUACCUUGAGGUGUACUGGCGGGCCACCCACCACCCCGCCCCCGGGCCUGGGCUCCUGGGCCCCCCCAGUGCCAUCCCUGGACUCCAGAGCCAGCAGCUGCUGGGGGAGCGUGGCGAAGAGCACUCACCCCUGGAGCGGGACAGCCUGAUGCCCUCAGAUGAGGCCUGGACGGGGUCCUCCCAGCGAAGCUCACGCCACCUGGAGGAGGACUAUGCGGACGCCUACCAGGACCUGUACCAGCCUCACCGACAACACACCUCGGGGCUGCCCAGUGCUAACGGGCACGACCCCCAAGACCGGCUCCUCGCCCAGGACUCGGAGCACAACCACAAUGACCGGAACUGGCAGCGCAACCGGCCUUGGCCCAAGGAUAGCUACUGACAGCCUCUUGCCUCUCCCACCCUGGCAGGCACAGGCACAACUGGCUGGGGCGCCCUAUUCCAAGCAGGCCGGAGUUAGACUGGCAUUAGGCUGGCACUAGGCUCAGCCCCCACAACCCCCUGCCCGGCCCCAGCUCCCAGGGUUCUGGGAGAAGCAGGGGUCCCUCUCCCUCCUGGGCACAGUGACCACCCCCCCACACCUCGCCCCAGGCUCCCAUUCCAGGUACUAGCUGUGUGUGCUGCACCCCUGGCACCCUCCUCUCCUGCACAAGUUGCCCCUCUGGGCAGCACCCUUAGGCCAGGAUCUCCUUAGCAGGGGCCUUCCCACCUCUCAGGGAAGGGAGCCGCCUCAGAGCGACAAGAGGCUGGGGUGUGGGCACCACGGCACGAGGACACAAGGUUCCUGAGCAGGCACAAGUCCUAACAGUCAAGGGACUCGGGGGUCCGAAGGCCUCCACUCUCACCUCACUGCCCAACACAAGACAUGAGACAAUCAGAGCCAGAAAGGUGGCACUCCCGUCAGCUGGGGCCGGGGGCGUCCACGUCUGAGACUGGAGCAGCAGGCAGGCUAGGCUGGGGCCUGAAAGACCUCACAGCAGACGCACUUGGAGGAAAGGCCUCUCCCCACCCUACCUGGAAGCUUCUUGACACCCGUCAGGACCAGGGACCAGGAGCGUGGUCCGGCCGAGAGCAGACAGGGGCCGGCCUGGACUGGACUGCGGCUUGCGGAGGGCGGGCAGGCAGGCUUGGGUAGCAGAAGACGUUAACAACAGCUUUGGGGGCCUCCCUCCCAUCCUCAUUCCUUCGCCUUUGCAUCCAUCAUUUCUGUCCUCGCCUUUCAUGGCUCCUGGAAGACUGGGGCUCCAGGCUUUUAUCCCUGACUCAAAGCUGCUGCUUGCUAGGUUAGGGCUGAGUAGGGAGCGAUGGGGACGCAGUGGACAGUCCCCCGAGGCCCUGUCUACCCCUAUCCUUGCCUUCUGGCUCUUGUGUGCGACCUUCAGAGCAUGCUCCAUGAGACCCUGCCCAACCUCACUGUCAUCACGAAUAAAACACCAUGCA
Lepus europaeus (European hare) is the source of this 2593-nucleotide messenger RNA. It is a transcript of the gene CACNB3, whose product is annotated as calcium voltage-gated channel auxiliary subunit beta 3. Gene Ontology annotation, biological process: regulation of voltage-gated calcium channel activity; chemical synaptic transmission; calcium ion transmembrane transport. The record is from RefSeq and is a predicted model, not a curated record. Lineage: Eukaryota; Metazoa; Chordata; Mammalia; Lagomorpha; Leporidae. The transcript has 12 exons. Gene Ontology annotation, cellular component: voltage-gated calcium channel complex. The coding region runs from base 96 to 1535 and encodes 479 amino acids. Gene Ontology annotation, molecular function: protein binding; high voltage-gated calcium channel activity.